CCCCCCGUCGGGCGCCCACUCGGCGCCGAGCGGUCGGGAGGGGCGGCGGCGGGACGGAAGCGAACGACCCGGCCUCGCCCGGCCGCCGUUCGUCGACCGUGAGUCGGGAGGCCGUCGAGGAGCAGGAGGAGCAGGAGGAGGAGGCCCCGGAGGCGGCAGGAGCCGGAGCCGGAGCCGGAGCCGGAGCCGGAGCCGGAGCCGGUCGCGGCGAGGGUCCCCGGGGACCGGCAGCACCAUGGACAGCUCAGGCGCGUCGUCUCCGGACGUGGAGUCCAACUCCGGAGGGGGUCUGCUGGACAUGGUCAAAGGAGGUGCCGGGCGGCUCUUCAGCAACCUGAAGGACAACCUCAAAGACACCAUCAAGGACACGUCUUCCAAAGUGAUGCAGUCCGUCGCCAGCUACGCCAAGGGAGAGCCGGACGUUUCCUACGUUACCUCGAGAAUCAUCGUGAUGUCCUUCCCCGCCGAAGGAGCGGAACUCGGAUUCCGGAAUCAGAUCGAGGACGUCCGGACGUUCCUGGACUCCCGGCACCCGGACCGCUACACGGUCUUCAACCUGUCGCCCAAGUCGUAUCGCGGCGCCAAGUUUCACAACCGGGUGUCGGAGUGCAGUUGGCCCGCGAGGCAGGCCCCCAGCCUCCACAAUCUGUACGCGGUGUGCAAGAACAUGCAGAACUGGCUCCAGCAGAACCCCAAAAACGUCUGUGUCAUCCACUGCCUGGAUGGCUGUGCGGCCUCGGCGGUCCUGGUCGGCGCCAUGUUUUGCUUCUGCCACCUCUUCUCCGGUCCCGCCCCCGCCCUCCGGCUGCUCGACGCCAAGCGGCCGGGGAUCGCACUGUGGCCUUCGCACAGGAGGUACCUCGGCUACAUCUGCGACCUGGUGGCCGACAGGCCCGUCCACCCGCACUGCAAGCCCCUCACGGUCAAGUCCAUCACGCUCAGCCCCGUCCCCUGCUUCAACAAGCAGAGGAACGGCUGCCGGCCGUUCUGCGACGUCCUCGUCGGGGAGACCAAGAUCUUCACCACCUCCCUGGACUACGAGAGGACGAGGGAAUUUCGGGUCCAGGAGGGGAAGGUGGUCCUCCCGCUGGGGGUCACCGCCCACGGAGACGUCGUGGUGUCCGUCUACCACACGCGGUCCACCAUCGGGGGACGGCUCCAGGCGAAGGUGACGAACACCCAGAUGCUCCAGAUUCAGUUUCACAGCGGAUUCGUACCGCCCGGCACCACGGUCAUGAAGUUCACCAAGCCCGAGCUGGACGCGUGCGAUUCUCCGGAAAAAUACCCGCAGCUGUUCCACGUGCUGCUGGAGGUGGAGAUCGAACCGGGCGAACGGCAGACGGACCUGACUCCCCCGUGGGAGAACUUCUCCGCCAAAGACGUCGAUCCCGGCAUCCUCUUCUCCUCCCACCGGGAGCAGCGAGACGCGCUCGCGUCGGGAGGCAGGGCGUCGGCCGACGUCUCUCGGGACGACCUCGGGACCGCCGGGCGGGGAGCCUUCUUCUCCUCUCUCAGUCGGCGAGACCAGAGAGCCGACAAGACGGGCGGCCGCUCGGGCUCGGAGGAGCGGGAGGCCCUCGUGCACCAGGAGAGCGAGCAGUCCGACGACGAGCUCCUGUCGCUGUCCGGCCGGCGCAGCGACGCCGGCGCCGACCGGCCCCGCGGGACCCCCGGGCGCGGCGAGAGGCCGCGGGAGCCCCCCGCCCCCGCCCCGCCCCCGCCCCCGCCCCCGCCCGAGGAGGUCGACCUCCUGGGACUCGCCGGGAGCCCCGUGAGCAAGGGCUUCCCCGGCCCGGCCCCCCGCCCCCCGACCGACUCGGCCCUGCUGCGCGACCUGUUCGGGGGCGGCGCGGCCCGGGCGGGCGGCCCCGGGGGGCGGCCGGCCGCGGACGACGUGUUCCGGGCCGGCGGCUCCGCCUCGGCCCGCUCCACCCCGCGGCGCUCGGCGGCCUCCUCGACCCCGUCCCCCCGGGCGGCAGAAGCCGCUCCCUUCGACCCGUUCGGGGAUCCCGAGCCCCCGGGGCCAGACUUGCUGGGCUCCUUCCUGGGGCCUCCCGAUGCCACCGGCGACCCUUUCCUUCAGGCGAUCGGGAGUCCCUCGCCGACGGUCCGCGGCGACCCCUUCGACCUGGGCGGUUUCGGGACGGGCAGCGGGUCAGCUGCCACGAGCCCCACCGGCUCCGUACACGGCACCCCGACCCACCGGUCCAAACCGCAGACGUCGGACCCCUUCGCCGACCUGGGGGCCCUCGGGGCCAACCUGGCAGGGAGCUCGUCGUCGUCCGCCGGCAAGCCCGCCACGCCCACGGGGCUGGGAGGGGGCUUCCCCCCGGCCAGCUCUCCCCAGAAGCCCUCGCCCCAGCCGACGGGCGGCGGGUGGCGACCGGGGACCGGCUACCCCCGGCCGCGGGCCCCGCCCGGACCGCGGCCCGGCGCGCCUCGCCCCUCGCCCCGGAACCGGCCCAACUACAACGUCAGCUUCUCCGCCGCACCCGGCGGCCCCGGUGACCGAGGGAAGGGAGGGGCCGGUUUGGAGGGAAGGUCCAGAGCGGCCGACUUCGAAGACCUGCUGUCGGGCCAGGGCUUCAACGCUCACAGAGACAGGAAGGGGCCCAGGACCAUCGCCGAGAUGAGGAAGGAGGAGAUGGCCAAGGAGAUGGACCCCGAGAAGCUGAAGAUCCUGGAGUGGAUCGAAGGGAAGGAGCGGAACAUCAGGGCCCUGCUGUCCACCGUGCACACGGCGCUGUGGGCCGGGGAGACCAGAUGGAAGCCCGUGGGGAUGGCCGAUCUGGUCACCCCGGAGCAGGUGAAGAAGGUCUACAGGAGGGCCGUGCUGGUGGUGCACCCGGACAAGGCUACCGGUCAGCCUUACGAACAGUACGCAAAGAUGAUUUUCAUGGAGCUAAAUGACGCCUGGUCAGAAUUUGAAAAUCAAGGCCAAAAGCCCCUGUACUGACCUCCCCGACUUUCCGUCUCCGCCGCGGACCCGUGCUGACGCGCGUUGCCCUCGUCCACGCUUCUGAGAUUUUCACCAACGAAACCCAAAUCCCGGUACGACGUUUCCGGCUCUCAACGGGAGAGCCGACCACCCUCGAGUGAAAUUCCUCACGGACGGAGACCGGGGACGUCCGUCGGGGUGUCUCCCGCUCCCCCCCCCCCCCCCCCGCCCCCCCCCGGGACGUUUCCGAAGUGUCGUGGGAACUCCCGCCCCGUGACCCUGUCGCGCAGCCAGAUUCCGGGACACCGCUUUGGAAACUCCCUUCUGUCCAUCUCCUGGCGGGUGUCUGUCACCCGGAGGGAAGGAAGCUUCGGUCUCCACGAAGGUGACCCACCCCUUUCGGUCCCGGCGGAGGUGGGCAGCGAUUUUCCGCUGUUGCGUGAAAAUGGAGAAGAGUGACGGAGAGAAACGGGACCCAGGACGCGGGUGGUUUUUAGGGUGAACGGUGUGUUUUUUUUAGGUCUCCCCGACCAGCCGCCCUUCCCCCCCCGGUGUUCCGACACGCCGGAGGGACCGGAGCCGCGGAGCGAUUCCGUCGGAGGCUCGCUACCGCCCUCGUCGGAGUGCCGGUUGUUAUUUUUUCGGGCGAAGCGGAGCAGCCUCUGAGGGUGGAAAAUCGGCGGAAGGCGACCAUCCCGUGUUUGUCGCUCUGGGUAACCCGGAAAAGCCGAAAACCAGCGAGCGCGCCGGCUCGAGCAGCGAGGGGCCGCCAGCGAGGUCCGGGGCCGACCGUCCCCGGCCCCGCCCCGGGGCCGAGGCCGAACGGGAGCCCGCUCCGUGACCUUCCCCGGCCCCGAGCGGGACGGCAGCUCCGGGCCCACCCCCCGGGGUUCGGAUUCUUCGUCCCUCCGGCCAGAGGGCCCUUCCCGUCGGCUGGUCGCGGCGGGCUCCGCCUAGGGCGUCCGAAGCCCCUCCGGAGCGACGGUGGGAAAGACGGAGCCAGGGGCAGCGCGAUCGGGUCACGGAGCUUCGGCGCGCUCCCUCCGUGGCGCUUGGAAAAGGGAAGCCGGGAUUUCAGUUCACCGGUCGGGGGGUGGGGGCGGCGUGAGAGGGAGAGAAACGGAGUGAGGGGGUUGUGACCGGGCCCACGGAGCUACAGCGUGAUCACUCUGUGGCCCUUUGCUGAAAAGGGGACCGGGAUUCAGAUUCACUAGUGGGUGCGCGCGUGUGUGCGAGAGAGAGAAGUGGAGCGAGGGGAUUGCGAUCGGGCCCACGGAGCUGCGGCGUGGUCACUCUGUGGCACUUUGCGGGAUUCAGAUUCCCUGGUAGGGGCUGGGGGUGUGUGCGUGAGAGAGAGGUGGGGGGAGAGGGAGAGAGAGAAAUGGACCGAGGGGAUUGUGAUCGGGCCCACGGAACUACAGCGGGCUCACUCUGUGGCGCUUUGCUGAAAAGGGAACCGGGAUUCAGAUUCAUUAGUGGGGGUGGAGUGUGUGUGUGUGUGUGUGUGAGAGAGAGAGAGAGAGAGGAAUGGAGCGAGGGGAUUGCGAUAGGGUCCACAGAACUACAGCGUGGUCACCCUGUGGCACUUUGCGGGAUUCAGAUUCACUGGUAGGGGCUGGGGGGGGUGUGUGUGUGCGUGAGGGAGAGAGAGAAAUGGAGCGAGGGGAUUGCGAUCGGGCCCACGGGACUACAGUGUGGUCGCUUGGUGGUGCUUUGCUGAAAAGGGAACCACGAUUCAGAUUUACUAGUGCGGGGGCGGGGGGGGGAGGUGAGAGAGAGAGAGAGAUGGAGCGAGGGGCUCGUGAUGGGGCCCACAAAGCUACAGCGUGGAUGCUGAAAAGGGAACCGGGGUUCCAAUUCGGGAAUCGAACCGAGGGAAGAGAGAGAGCCGUCGUCGGAGGCCUCUGAGUGACUCCGUCCAGGGUCGUGAGCGUGAAAGAGCGGGGAGCGCCAAGCACCGGCAGUGAGUUAGGGAGUCGUGAGAGGAAGCCCUCCCGCGUGUACGCGCCCACGCCCGCCAACCCAAACCGCGUCGACCGCCCUCCUCCCCCGACCGGGAACCUUCGGUUCCGGUGCGGCGCUCCAGCCGUUUCCCCGUCCCGGAGGGUCGUCUGCCGCCGGCUUGGCCGGCGCGAUGGGCCCGGGUCCCCCGCCCGUCCGCGACUCCCGACGGGGCCGGUCCGUGCGGAGAUAGCCGGGACGCCCUCCUUGCCCCCGAAGGGCGGGCCCCUGCCCUGGUGUUGUGAAAAUCUCUCUCAAGUCGGCGUCUUUAAAGACAGUCGUUGCGGUUUAUAUCCCCUUUCCAGUUCCCUAGUGGCCACCUUUAUCGGAAAAGCGGCAUGUGAGAAAUGCGUUGUGUUCCGUAGAGACCUCUUUUUUUUUUUUUUUUGAAUCGGUCGAUGCACUGCUCUCUUAUUUAUUACCGUUUACUGACAAUGUGAAAUUGGCAGAAAAAUGUGGUUUUUUUGGGGGGGGGGGCGGUUUAUUUAUUUCUGUUCGGGCUUAAAGUGUUCGAGGUAUCUAUAACCAACUGGAUGUUAUUUAUUAACAUGUCACGAAAUAACGUUUUGAUGCAGUACGUGCCUGUCUUAUUUCUAAGUGGGACGUGGGUCGUGUUCCGGUGAUUUGUUUUUCCCAUUCCCAGCUGUAGAUGUUGUGCGAACCCCACCUAAUAUAAUAAAAGACCCUCCCGGGGGGUUGGAACGUCCACCCGGAAAGCUACCACUCCUUUCAGUUACGUGUCGCGUUCGGGAUCGUCCGUUCACGUCCGCGACCGAAAAGCCACCGUUAGACCUCACGUGAUGGCGGCAGAGCGUCGCACCUAAGUGGGAGAGUUUGGGGUUCGCCCCCCGCCCCCCCCCCCCCCGAGUCGGUUUCUGCGACGCGUCGGGGGCCCGUCGGACCCCCGGCUCGUCAUCCCGAAACCCGGCCCCCCAGACCCGCGCCGUCCGGCCUUCCUUCUACGUGUCUGGUAGCGACAGAGCUUGUUGUUGAGCGGGGGUGAUGGUUUCGCUGAAAUUCUUGUAAUGUAUAGUGUUUCUCUUUUUGUAAACAUGCUCUAGACAGAACGUGACCGGUCUAAAACAUUUGUAAAAGACAUAUUAAAAGACUCAAAUAAUCUUUAUCUGAA
Ornithorhynchus anatinus (platypus) is the source of this 6068-nucleotide messenger RNA. RefSeq names its product DnaJ heat shock protein family (Hsp40) member C6 (gene DNAJC6). Gene Ontology annotation, cellular component: postsynaptic density; cytoplasm; intracellular membrane-bounded organelle. Gene Ontology annotation, biological process: synaptic vesicle uncoating; clathrin-dependent endocytosis. NCBI's taxonomy places the organism in Eukaryota, Metazoa, Chordata, Mammalia, Monotremata, Ornithorhynchidae. Gene Ontology annotation, molecular function: clathrin binding. The record is from RefSeq and is a predicted model, not a curated record.